Molecule: messenger RNA, 906 nt
Organism: Vicia villosa (hairy vetch)
Lineage: Eukaryota; Viridiplantae; Streptophyta; Magnoliopsida; Fabales; Fabaceae
Product: histone deacetylase 19-like
Exons: 1
Coding region: 1-906 (301 amino acids)
Molecular function (GO): histone deacetylase activity
Source: RefSeq, a predicted model, not a curated record
AUGGUUGGAGAUGGAUCUAGUCUUCUACUUUUAUUGCAAAUUCUUCACUCAUCUCCCAGUUGUCGUGAAGGGACUCUCCAUGUUCUAUAUGCAUUGGAAACCACACCAGAACUAGCCUGGGCAGCUGCUAAGCACGACGGGGUUGUCUACAUUCUUGAAUUGCUAUUGCCUUUGAUGGAAGAAAUUCAUCACCAACAAAGAGCUAUGGCGGUCUCCUUGUUAGGGAAAAUUCUCAAGAUACACGAGCAUGUUUUAUAUGUGGACAUCGAUAUCCACCGUGGUGAUGGUGUCGAGGAGGCCUUUUACGCUACAGAUAGGGUUAUGACUGUUUCGUUUCAUAAGUGUGGGGACUACUUUCCGACAACAAGAGAUGUCUGUGAUAUUGGAUAUGGUGCUUGUAAAUAUUACUCUCUCAAUGUUCCCUUGGAUGACGAAAUUGACGAUGAGACCUAUCAUUCGUUGUUUAAGCCCAUAAUGGGAAAGGUUAUGAAGAUUUUUAAACCAGGUGUUGUGGUAUUGCAAUGUGGUGCUGACUCUUUAUCUGGAGACAAGUUAGGUUGUUUCAAUCUUUCAAUCAAAGUCCAUGCAGAGUGUGUCAAAUAUAUGAGAUCCUUUAAUGUCCCUCUUAUGUUGCUCGGUGGGAGUGAAUGGUUUACUGCUCGAGUCUCUGCAUAUGGCUUAUUCCAUAUUGCAAAUAAUGAGGUUGAAGUUUGCAUAGCAGUUGUUGGGAAAGUGACCAAGUUUUGUAGGAUUUUAAGUCCCGUAGAGACAGCUUUGGAUGCAGCGGAAUCACCUUACAUGAGAAAAUUGAUUUUUCAAAUUCUGAAGUUUAUGUUGCAAAUGAUCAGUGACAAUUUUUCAUUCAAGCAAUGGGAUCCAGGAACAAAAUCUCUAUUCUCAUAUUAA